GAGAAGGACAGGUGUGGUGGGGUGGAAGAGCUAAUGCAGCACGUGAACUUCUGGGGCCUGGAGCGCCUCAGGUCCGAUGAAUCUGCCAGCCCCAUUUCGCCACUUCUCGCGGUGGUUUCUGCUGUGUUUGUAUGUAGGGCUGAGUUCGGUAUGCUGGACGACGACCAAGAUGAGAGGUUGACCGGUGUGCAGGCCUCAGUCUUGCUGCGGGUCAAUGGCAACCUCUCAGACCAAGACGUCACACACAUCCUUGCAGGCAAAACAGGAAUGGGUACCAUUCGAUGCAGUCCAAGUGUGUUUUCGGUGUGUGUUACCUUUGCAGAAGCCCCAAAGAGGGUGGACUUCCCGUCGUUCUGCUCCCUGCUGCUACAGGCUCUCAUGGCCGAUGCCAAUCGGUCGCUGCCUUCGCCAGAGGAGCUUCAGGGGGCGUUGGAGUGGCUGGGGCGGGAGAGUGGACGUGGUUUCCUGGAUGUGGAUGGACUGAUGGGGGUGAUCGAUCAGCCUGAGGAGGGAGGGAGCAGCGUCGGGCAGGGGGGGAGGGCAAUGCUCAAGGAGGAGAUGCAGUGCGAUGAGGACGGCAGGAUUGACUGCCGGAGGCUGGCAUACAGGUGAACCAACAAACGUACUGCAAAUAAUUGCGUGAGUGUGCGCCUUCCUUGGGACACACUGGACACACUGCAGGUUGCUCAAUGAGUAUCCACCAGAGGACGCCGGCUGCCAAGACAGAGAGACUCAGAUGAGUGGCGAGAAGAUGGAGGCCACUAUCCAUGCACUAAGAGGUCCGCAGACCGUAGAAGAAAGCACAAACUUCAAUCAUGGCUAUGUUGUGUUCCCUUUUUCUUUACAGCUGUGUGCUCGGCUGAGUUUCGCAGCCCUAAGAGGGCCAACCUUUCGGCCAAGAGCAGCAGCCCCAACGCAUCGAUGCCGCCCACGUAUCCGGCCGCUGCUGAAGAGGAGAUGGACUCGCCGACCCACCAUCCACCGCCACAGCCACAGAAUGAUGUGCCAGUGCAAGCUGCUGAAGAAGAGUCCAAUUCUCCCUUUGCCGAUAUGGACAAGUGGGCAAUGAGAAAACAAUCGAGCAGCUUGCUUGACAAUUGCGUCUUUGCGUGUGUAGCGGUGUAGAUGUGUCGUUCCCAGAGGGGGCUGAGAGCACUCCUGUCUCCAGGUGGAUGAUUCCUGAGGUGUAUGCGUCACAAAUGGGCCUCAGCGUGAGCGCGAAGUUGGCAGCUGACACAUCACCAUGAUACAAGUCUCCUUGUCGCCGCACAGCAUGGCCGUCACCGCACCUCUCAGCUGAGGAAGGAGAGCGCGGCGGCAUCAUCACUUGAGGAAAUCAACCAGGACGACGAGGCGGUGUAUCAGCUGCUGAGGCCCCUCUUGCUGAUGGAUCUGCCUCACCCCUGGACCGCGGUGAUGGACCCAACAAAUCGGGUGUACUUCUACCACCCCGGGGCUGUGCACUCACAGGUGAGGCGUGACACAGGAAGAGAGAGAGAUGCAUCUAUCUGCGUCUUCCCUUGCUUGCAGUGGCAGCAUCCUCUGGAGCACUUCUUCAUGGCUUUGAUCACACUCCUCCGGUCGCUGAUGCCCGGAGAGCUGCAUGAGCCCAACAGGAUGAAGGCCAUCAUCACUGUAAGCUGACAGACGCAGGCACACACACACACACACCUCUCUCUCUCUCUCUCUCUCUCUCUGCGCGCGCGCGCGUGUGUGUGUGUAGGAGAAGGUCUCGGCCCUCCUCUCCCCCACCAACAUUCUCAGGUCUUAUGGUCUAUGGGAGGGCCCUUUCUCUGAGGACACAGCAGGCGCAUCAGCGGCUCACCCUCGAUGCUGGUACGUCGAGGAAAUGGACGAAGCCACGAGUGUCUCCCUCCCGGCCCCUUUUGGGAGCCAGCAGCGGAACACUCAUGGCAUGCCUUCACGUCAGAGAGGGCCGCACGCGAGGUGGGACAAUCCAGCGAGAUCGGUGGCCAACGAGAUAUACGUCAAGAUCAGGUGUGUGAGGGGAAAGGCAACGAGCACGGGCUGCGAAUGACGAGAAUCCUUCCACUGGUCAGGAUGCUGCGCGAGCUCUGGGGUGCUUUAGUGCCUGAGGAGCCCUUCAUCUACACCGAUGACGAGCUGAGACACCAAUGCAAGGCCGUCAGCACGGUGACAGCACGCUUGCUCCUUUUGUCUCAUGCAUGUGUGCUCUUGUCGUGUUGAUAUAUGUGUGCAGUGUGUGUUAAGGUCUCGACAGGAUGCUGGAGACACGAGUGACGAGACGCCGCCUCGUUUGGUGCCGCCGUUUGGUGUGUGUGCGUCGCCGCAGAGCCCCGCACCAAGCAAGAGGACAUUUGAAUGCUUGUGAUGCACAGAAAUCGACCGCAUAUAUGUCUCAAGAGUUGGCUUAUGACGCUUUGGGCGUGUGCGUGGACAAGAGAUGCGCAGAUUUCCUUUUGCU
This is a messenger RNA of Vitrella brassicaformis, 2446 nucleotides long. The record is from the annotation of a GenBank genome assembly. NCBI's taxonomy places the organism in Eukaryota, Vitrellaceae.